AUGAAGAAGUUCUCCCGGAUGCCCAAGUCGGAUGGCAGCGGCGGCGGCAGCGGGGCCGGCGGAGGGGGCGGCCCAGGCUGCCCGGGCGGCGGCGGCGGCGGGUCCGGAGCCGGCUCCGGAGCCUCCUCCGUGGGAGUCCGCGUGUUUGCCGUGGGCCGCUACCAGGUCACCCUGGAGGAGCCGCUGGCCGAAGGUGGAUUCUCCACUGUGUUUCUGGUACGGGCACAUGGUGGAAUACGGUGUGCAUUAAAGCGAAUGUAUGUUAAUAACAUGCCUGAUCUGAACAUCUGUAAAAGAGAAAUAACAAUUAUGAAAGAGCUAUCUGGACAUAAGAAUAUUGUGGGUUACUUGGACUGUGCUAUUAAUUCAGUUAGUGAUAAUGUAUGGGAAGUACUCAUCUUAAUGGAGUACUGUCGAGCUGGACAGGUGGUGAAUCAAAUGAAUAAGCGGCUACAGACGGGUUUUACAGAGUUGGAGGUGCUGCAGAUCUUCUGUGAUACCUGUGAGGCUGUGGCCCGGCUGCAUCAGUGCAAGACUCCAAUCCUGCACCGGGACCUCAAGGUAGAAAAUAUUUUGUUGAAUGAUGGUGGAAACUAUGUCCUUUGUGAUUUUGGCAGUGCAACUAAUAAAUUCCUUAAUCCUCAGAAAGAUGGGGUAAAUGUAGUAGAAGAAGAAAUUAAAAAGUAUACGACUCUGUCAUACAGAGCUCCUGAAAUGAUCAACCUUUAUGGAGGGAAGCCUAUUACCACCAAGGCUGAUAUCUGGGCAUUGGGAUGCUUACUGUACAAGCUUUGCUUCUUCACUGUUCCCUUUGGUGAGAGUCAGGUUGCUAUUUGUGAUGGCAGUUUUACUAUCCCUGACAAUUCUCGUUAUUCUCAUAACAUGCACUGCUUAAUAAGGUAUAUGCUUGAACCAGAUCAAGACCAUAGGCCUGAUAUUUUCCAAGUGUCCUAUUUUGCUUUUAAAUUUGCCAAAAAGGAUUGUCCAGUUUCUAACAUCAAUAAUUCUUCUCUUCCUUCAUCUCUUCCUGAACCUUUGACUGCUAGUGAGGCAGCUGCUAGGAAAAACCAAAUAAAAGCCAGAAUAACAGAUACCAUUGGACCAACAGAAACCUCAAUUGCACCAAGACAGAGACCAAAGGCUAAUUCAAGCACUGCCGCUCCUAGCGUGCUAGCGAUUCAGAGCUCGGCCACACCAGUUAAAGUACCUGUUCCUGGUGAAAUUGGUAACCAGCGGCUAAAAGGAACAUUGAAACUUGGAAACAGUCAAGAGAUGGUGUUGCCUCAGGGUCAGCAGCCUCCGCAACAACAUCGAGUAUUGCAACAGUUACAGCAAGGUGACUGGAGAUUGCAGCAGCUUCAUCAUGUGCAUCAUCCGUACCAUUACCAGCAGCCCCAGCUAUUUCAGGAUGCUUAUGUUCAGCAGCAGGCAAUGCAGCAGCAGCAGCAGAUAGUCCAACAACAAUUUUUAAUGCAUUCGAUGUAUCAGCAGCAAUCUUCUGCAUCCCAGUACCCUGCAAUGAUGCAGCAGUAUCAGCAGGCUUUCUUUCAGCAGCAGAUGCUUGCUCAGCAGCAGCAGCAGCAGCCACAGCAGCAACGUUCCCCUGAGUAUCUCACCUCCCCUCAAGAGUUCUCACCAGCCUUAGCUUCCUGUCCUUCAUCUCUGCCUUCCCAGAUUGGAGCCAUAAUAGACUCUUCUUACAAUGCCAAUAGAUCAGUUCCUGAUGCAGAGGCAGCUGCUACUUUCCCGAAUCAGAACCUCAAUAACCCCCCUGACAUGUCGGGCUGGAAUCCAUUUGGAGAGGACAAUUUCUCUAAGCUAACAGAGGAGGAGCUCUUGGACAGAGAGUUUGACCUUCUGAGAUCAAACAGGUUCGAGGAGAGAACAUCCUCAGAUAAGAAUAUAGACUCACUUUCUGCUUCACAGAACCACCCUCCAGAAGAUCCUUUUGGUUCUGUACCUUUCAUUUCUCACCCAGGUUCUCCUGAAAAGAAGGUUGAACAUUCAUCUAGCAGUCAAGAAAAUAGCAUAGGGAACUCCAUCAAAGAUGUAAAAACAAACCAGGUAUCUAAAGGUGACCAGAAUGGAAGAAAAAUUGAAGAUGCCUCUUCAGCAAGGGGGCAUGUGCAGAAGAGGGGCGAUGAAUCUGAAAGUGAUUUUGAAUCAGAUCCUCCAUCUCCCAAGAGCAGUGAAGAUGAAGAACAUGAAGAUGAAGAUGUUCUUCAAGGAGAACAAGGGGAUUUCAAUGAUGAUGACACUGAACCAGAGAAUUUGGGUCAUAGGCCUCUUCUCAUGGAUUCUGAAGAUGAUGAGGAAGAAGAAAAACAUAGCUCUGAUUCAGAUUGUGAUCAUACCAAAGCAAAAUGUGCUGACGGGAGCCCUCUCAGGAGCUACCGAGACCGAGCUGGCAGUGGCCAGGCCAGAGCUCCUGGGAUACCACUCCCUAGCCCAACGCAGCUCCCUUUUGCUGGAGGAAGUGUCACCCCCAGGCAGGAAUUUGAUGUGUUUGGCUCAGUCCCUUUCUUUGUGCUUCAUGCUCAGCAGCCACAGCACAAAGAAACAAAUGAAAAAAACUUGUCCGCACAGACUGUUUUUCACAGUGUGGCAGCAGAGCAGGAUGACUUUGAUGUAUUCACAAAGGCACCCUUCAACAAGAAGGUGACAGUGCAGGAUUGCCCUGGGGCAAGGUCUGAGGCACAGACUCUUCCCAUGUGCCCCAGAAGUGUAGACAUAUUUGGCUGCACUCCCUUUCAGCCCCUGCCCACACCCACACGGGAAAGUGAAAGCAAAGAGGACCUUUUUGGGCUUGUGCCUUUUGAGGAGAUAGCUGGGUGUCAGCAGCAGCAAAAAGUGAAACAGCGAAGCCUGCAGAAACUUUCUUCCCGCCAAAGGCGCAUAAAGCAGGAGGUGUCGAAAAGUAAUGGGAAACGACAUCAUGGUACCCCCACUAGCACCAAGAAGACUUCCAAGCCCACCUACCGGACGCCAGAGAGGGCCCGCAGGCACAAGAAAGUAGGUCGGCGAGAUUCUCAGAGUAGCAAUGAAUUUUUAACUAUAUCAGACUCCAAGGAAAACAUCAGUGUGACACUGACUGACAGUAAAGACAGAGGGAGUGCCCUGCAAUCUGAAGAGAACCUACUGGAUCCUUUUGGUGCCAAACCCUUCCAUCCUCCAGACCUGAUACGGCACCCCUCCCAUCAAGGCCUGAGUGAUAACCGUGGGGACCACGGUACGGCAUUGCCUGGGAGACCGAGGCAGAGCUCGUUACAUGGAUCAUUUCAUAGUGUAGAGGGAUUGAAAAUGGAUGACUUUGGGGCCGUGCCCUUCACAGAACUCGUGAUACAAAGUGUCACACCACAACAGUCCCCGCAGGCCCAGCAAGGAGAGUUAGAUCCAUUUGGUGCUGCUCCAUUUCCUUCUAAGCAGUAGAUGCUUCUAACAAACUUUUUUCAUUGACUCCAAUUUUUAAAAAGUGAAGUUUGUUUUAUGAAUUUUCAAGAAAAUAAUUUGUAUAGCUCUUUGUACCACUCAUUACUGCAGGUCAAUGUAGAAUAGAUUUAAAGUUAUUUGAUUUUGUAUAAACCAAAUGGAAGAGGAAGUAUUUCAACAGGGUAGUAAUUUGGGGCCCUCUGAAUUUGGGGGCUUCUUCUGAAGAGAAGAAAGGGUAGCAGGUAUGAGCCCUAACAAUCAUUUUAGCUGCUAACUUUCUGGCACAGAAAUGAAGGUUAUUUCACUAAACAGUGAUAGAGCCUUUGGAGAUGUUAGCUUCUGCACUUUGUGCUGCCUUUCUACUCCUGGGCCAAUAAAGGAGGAUGGAAAAAAAGGUCUCACAUUUUCUAUGUAUAACAAAGUGAUGCUUCUUGGAUGCACAGCUCUGGCCCAGUCCAAAUCCAGCAUUAGGAAUUAGAUGUACACCCGGGCUGAGUGGAAACAAGUGAAAUCUCGAAAUGAUUAGAAAGCUGUAUGUCUUCAUGUAGAACUCAUUGGCUUCAGAUCUCAUACUUGUAGAGCCAGAGGUGACUGACUUGUGCCUGACAUCUUUUAUUCUUUACAGUAAGUGCCAUUAAUAUAUUUAAAAACUACACAAAUGCCUAAAAUGGAAACUAAAGAUAAAGAGAAUCCUUUGUUUUGAAGAAAAAAAAAAGCAUGAAUGUAGGAAAACUUAGCAGGGAAACCUCCAGCAUAAUCAGCACUUUUGAAAGCGUAUCCAUUAAUUAUGAAGGGCUGAUUUAUCCAGUGCUACAGUAAUGCCCCCGAAAUAGAGCAAAACAUUGAGUGAGGACAAACAAAAGCGAAUUAUGCAUACAUUUUAUUCUAUGAAAAAUUAGGGGAUAUAGCUAAAAUAAUUUCAUUUGAUGAGUGAUUUUAUUGCAGAAAUUUUAUAUAUAAAUCAUGUUGCAUUUAACAUUCUGUUUACUAUCAUAUGUUGCUCAUGUGAAAAUUAUUUUAUUUUUGGAGGGUAAAGUAGUAUUUGCCAAAUGCACUGAGAUGAAGUGCACAUGACACCAGUUAAAAGACAAGCGCAGCAGAGUAGCAAAGUACAGGUAGUUAUCAAAAGUCUGGUCCUGUUCAAUCGGGCAACUUCAUAGCAUACCACAAAGCCUUACAAGGCAGGACCUACACCUGCAACAAGUACCUCCACAUCAGUGAAAGUACCUCUUUUCCAAAAGUUGCACACAGUUCUACUAAAAAGUAAUGCAAAAGCAUCAGGCACUGAGAGGUUAAUUUGUGUCAACCCACUUUGAAUAAAAAGAUCUUAAGUUACCAAAUUAUUUUUCUCAGUACCACAAAUCCUGCUUGGAAACUUGAAAUGUUCACAGAAAUUUUCAUCAUGUCUGUAAGGUAGAAAUUACAAAUGUGAAUGACUGAACAUCUAUGUGAAAGCGCGUAUAUGUAUCUCCGAUGUUCUCACUACUCUUCCUCCCCUCAUUGUCAAAAUGGAUGGAAACAAUUUAAGACUAUUUAAAUGGCUCUUUCCUGAAUUUAGCAUGGGAUUGACAUGGCAACAAUUGGAAAUUUCUGGAAAUUUUCAAGGUAUCCCAAAAAGGGGGAAGGAAAACAAAAUCAGUUUGAAUUCUUGGUUGUUUUGCUUUUAUUUUAAAUUCAGCUCUCUUGGAGCCCUCUUAAUGCAUUUCUAUUAUUAACUGAGUUAAGCCUUCUUGGCAAUAGUACCCAUCGGGAUGUCCCAUUUGGAAGUUUUUGUGGAAAGAAGUCAAAUGUAUAUAUAAUUUAAUUACAUAUCUUUCUCUUUAUUCCUUCAUUUUUUCUGUUUUUUAGAAAACGCAGAAUCAUAUUAAAAGCUGUGCUAAGGUCAAUAUGCAGAAUGCUUUAUAGGGUGUCAGCAGGCUAGCAUUCACAUACUACUUUGACUUGGAACUGAACAUGGUUGUACCGUCAAGACUUUAGCAUAUGUUUCUUCUUUGUGCCAAAGGCAAAUAUGUUUGCACCUGUUUUUAUUUUUUCAAAUUCUCAAGUUGAUUAAAAUAACUCAACUUCAAGUAGAUUUCAGUUAAAAAGAAAAUAUACUGAAAUUACUUAAAAGUGAAAAGAAUUGGAUUUAACAAAUAUUAAACACCCACUGUACCUAAGGUAUUAUGCUAGGCACUGGAAUAUAAUAAAGUUGGGACACAUUUUGCAAGGGGCUUGCAGUCAAAUGGGGGGAAAAGAUGUACCCUAAUAAUUGAGAUGAGAGAGUGGGUGAGAGAGGUGCAAGAAUUAUUCCACAUGGCAAAUUCAUGAGUUAAAAUAGGUGAACAGAAAGUAUCAGGCCAAAUAUGUAUGUAUAGAUACAUACACAUGUAUACCUACACCUUGAUCGAUGUGUACACCAUCUAUCUUUGAUGACAGCUUUAGAUUUUUCGCUCCUGGGUAUGUGCCAGAAUUCAUUACAUUAUUAAACUUUGAAAAGUGGGGCAAUGGUGUGUGUGUCCGUAGUAAUUCUAAGUGAAUUAUAUAGAGAGAGCAAAUCUUGUAACCAUCUCGAAUUUUUAGGUCCUGUUUACUUGCCUUUCAGUGUGGAAACACUUUCAUGGAGGUACUGAAGGUCUUCUUAGGCUUGCCAUGUUGUAUAAGUGAUAACUGCAUUGAAAGGUCUUUAGACAGCACUGUUAAAUUUUUUAUAAUAUACUUAUUCAACGUGGAGUGACCCAACCAAGGGCUUUCUCUUUUUGAAGGGAAAUCCUAAACAAAUUCUAGCCUACCAGUCAGGAUCAACUUACCUCCAGAGACCUGGCAAGUUCUCUUGACAUUGACCCAUUAGCCAUUUUCCAAGGACAGAUGGGCCACUGUUUUCUCUCUUCAUAUUCUUGUUAUCUGUCUCUUGGAAAAGGGCUUAAGUGCAGAUUAUCCCAUUAUGCACAACUCACAAAUAACAUAUAAGGUAUUUGGCAAUUCUCCAUUAAUUCAAGAAGGAAGUUCCCACUUGGAAUUUUGACACUGAUAAAAUCACAGGUUCCUGAGUUAGUCCAAUCUUGGUUAUAGCAAGAAACUUGAGAAAAUUUAUUUUUUUCUUAGUCUUUCUCUUCUUUGCCCUCUUGUACCCCUUUAAUGACUAAGAAAACAGUCUUAACUCCAAAUUCUAGUGCAUCUUAGCAAUAUUGAGGGAUACAAAAUGCUGUCUCUUUUAAACUGACAAAAUUCACUGGUCGAAGUUAAUAGUGUUAUUACAGGUUGCUUGUUAAUGGUUAUUUUUUUUUAAAACUGAUCCAUUUACCUAGCUAUUUUAAUGUUUCUGUCACAUUCACCAUAAAAGCAGCCUAGCACAGUGGAUAGAAAGCCUGUCUUGGAAUGAAGAACUGGAUUCAGGUUCUGCCUGUCCCAUACUGGCUUACGGCAAUGGCUAGGCAAGGACCUGAACUUGUCAGUGCCUUCAGGCAAUUCCCUAAGACUGUAUCUCGCAGAACAGUCGAUGACCUGCAUCCGUAGGAGUUUCCUCACCGAGAGGUCCCUAAUAACAGAUCUUGACCUUGCUUUCAAAACUAUUUUCAUGCUAAAAUAUACUGAAGUAACUUGAUGCGAUGAAAGCCUAUAUUUGCUCAGUUGUUUGUUGGUUGUGCAUUCAGGUAAGGAAAAAUAUGUAGAUACUGGGAAUGAUCAAAUUUUUAUUGAGGAGCAUUAUUGUUCAUGAGGGGAAAAAAAAAGACAUCAAUACAGAAAUAUUGCAGCUUUCUUCCUCUCCUCCUGUUUCCCCCCUCCCCUCAGCUUUAUGUGUAUGUGUGUGUGUAUAUAUGUAUAAAUGUUAUGUGACCAUAUCUGGGGAAGGCAGGUGGAUGCAAUAUUAGUCAUGUCCCAUUUAACAACGAUAAUUAAGUGACAUCUUUUAAUAGAGAAUUGUAAGGAGCCUGUUCUUUUAUUUUAAUGCUCAUUAGGCCCUGAGUAUCUCAGCCACCCUGCUGACCUUUCUAAGAUAUGAAGUAUUGCCCAUUGGCACUGGGUAUCGCAGAGGUACAAUGGUACUAGAAUCCCUUGGAUUAAUCUGUGAUCAAAAAUUACUAGUUCUGGAUUUUGGGUAUAUAAUGGACAUACACAAUAGUAGGUGACCUUUUCAUUUCCCCACUAACGUGUGUGUGUAUGUGUGUAUGUGAAACUACCCGUAGUAGUACUUUUGUCACUGUUAAUCAGAUCCAGAUAGUGACAUGACAUAUCUACUGUGAGAAUGAGAUGACAUGUUUACUGUGAGAACAAUAUAACUAAUAUUGUUUAUCUGGAAAUUUUUAUACUCGUCUUAUUUAUAAAUAUAUACACACAUGCAUGCCCUUAUCAUCACAUGUUACUACUGUAGAGUUAAUGUGAAAUUUUAAAAAAUGUCAUUGCAACAACAAUCAUUUUCAUGACUAGGAGAGAAUCAGUUCCUAGUGAGUGAACAAAAGCCACUAAAUUAAAAAGCAGGAUGCAAAUGCAAAGGGUAAUGUUAGGUAUGUCUUUUUGUUUCAUUUUAAAUAGUGCUACUAUUGAAAGAAAAAAUAAAUGUGUUUCUAUUACUAAGUUGUUUCUGUGAUUGACAUGCCAUCAAAUAGUAAACUGUUUAAAAGCUAUUUUAAAAUUUUUGGCCAACUGCUUUAAGUGCACUUUCUUUGAUUUCAUGUCCUUUUUCGUUGUUGUUAAACUUGAAAUUCCUGGAGAAUUUUUUGUGUACCACUAACCAAUUUUGACUUUUAGACAAAAUUGAUACGUGUAUAUGGAAUGUGCCUGUACUAAGCACUAGGAAAGCAAGCUGGUCCAUGGGUGCAGUGGCAGGUUAGAUGGCAACAAUGAUGGGCCUAGAGGGCAUAAUGGUAGGUGGACCUUCAAGAGCAAUCACAGGGCAGACAGCAAGGCCCACCAUCUUUACAGUACUUCUGUCUUCACACUACUUGUGAUCAUUACAAAAUAUACAUGCCAGAGUGGCUUCAAUUAAUAAAUACAACUGGGAAAUAACUAAAGUUCAUCAUCAGUUAGUUUUCUCUAAGCACUAAAUAGAAAAAAUUUACUACAUACUGUCUUAAUUGCUUGCCAACAUGUCUUUCAUUUUAUUUUAAAUUUUAAAAAUUAUUUUCUAAUUGUAUUUAUCAUACUUGAUGACUAAUAUUCUGUUUCCUUUUAAUGCAAUAAAUUUCAAUUGGAUUCUGUAUUCUGUACAAACAACCAAUGACUAGUGUUUUCUAAUGUAAACUUUGAGGCAUUAAAAUGACAAAUUUGGAUUUUCUGUGACAGUUCCAGGAUAUUCUUCUGUUCUUUGCUAGUAUUGUUAUUAUAAUGGAUGUUCAUAAUGAUGAUGAAGCACAAGUUCUUGAAGUGACUUUUGAAUGAAAGAUUGAACAGUAUUCUGUAUAUUUUUUAGCUUUUCACAGUUUUCAGUUUCUUUGAAAACUGGUAAACCAUGUGAUAGAACAAUUGACCAGAAUUUAACCAAGACCUGUUGACCAUGCCAGAAUUUUAUUUAUAUUAAAGGUAAGGUAUCUGCUA
Messenger RNA from Trichosurus vulpecula (common brushtail), 8943 nucleotides. RefSeq names its product BMP2 inducible kinase (gene BMP2K). Gene Ontology annotation, biological process: protein phosphorylation. The record is from RefSeq and is a predicted model, not a curated record. Bases 1 to 3429 code for a protein of 1142 amino acids. The transcript is spliced from 16 exons. NCBI's taxonomy places the organism in Eukaryota, Metazoa, Chordata, Mammalia, Diprotodontia, Phalangeridae. Gene Ontology annotation, molecular function: ATP binding; protein kinase activity.